Cladocopium goreaui is the source of this 6867-nucleotide messenger RNA. The record is from the annotation of a GenBank genome assembly. NCBI's taxonomy places the organism in Eukaryota, Dinophyceae, Suessiales, Symbiodiniaceae.
AUGGCAUGGUUUUCCUGUGGCUGUUUGGAAGUCCCAUGGGCCAAGCUUCAGGAGUACUUGUCCUCUUCCGUGAACCUCUAUGGAGAUGACUCGGCAGUUUAUGCAGAGCGACGUGACUUGCUCGAGCUGGUGACGCAACUGGAGAGCAUUCAAGAGAGCCGAGUAGCAGUUGAUCAGUGCUUAUUAGCGGACCUGGUCAGAAGGUACGAUGCGCAGAAGGGGCGCAUUCCUCGUGCAGCAUCGAUGGUUUAUGAGCUGCCCAAUGUUGAGGCUUUUGAGGAUCGAGAAUACAAGAUGCUUCCUCUGCCGACGCAAACAAAGCGACCGAUCCUUGAAGGCACCACAAGCGCAGAGCUGCUCCAACAUCUAAAAGACGAUUUUGAUGUCCCUUUACAUCCACACUUCGUUCAGAAGAUUCUUGAUAUGGGAAUCAAGAUGUACAGGAAACUGAAUGAGAGGCAUGGUGCAGUCUUGCACCUGGCUGUACCUGGACUGGACAGAAUGUCUCAAGAGGUGAAGCUCUCACAUACUUCAGAUGCUGUGCCAAUUGAACCAAGGAUUGUGGUUCUUGGGGACACACACGGCCAGCUUGGAGAUGUGUUGUGGGCUAUUUCGAAGUUUGGUAUGCCCAAUGAGAGAAAUGUCUAUGUGGUCAACGGUGACAUAGCGGAUCGCUGUGAUUGGUCCACAGAAAUUUUCGUGCUCUUCUUGACGAUAAUGCUGCAAUAUCCCAACGAUACAGUUGUGGUCAUCAACCGUGGCAAUCAUGAAUGCGUGACGAUGAAUGGUUCUCGAUGUGGUGGCUUUCAGUAUGAGCUUGCGGAGAAGUAUGGUCCCACCUGGGGUCCGGCUCUUCAUAGUUUGUUUGGCCAACUGUUUGCCUUGCUGCCAUUGGCAACCAUCAUCCAAGACACGGUUCUGAUCCUUCAUGGUGGUAUUGGCCGGGACCCGGAAAAUCAGCUAGAGAGCCUCAAGGAACGGCAGGCGUUGAACAGAGAGGCUUCGAUCAAUCCGUGGGGCAUCGAAGGCGACGAGGCGAUGGACGCCUUGGUGGAUGCACUUUGGGCAGAUCCUGGAGAGCUGCCUGGGAGUCAACCGAACCCUCGAGGAGCUGGACAUGUGUGGGGUCCUGACUAUACUCGAAGAUUCCUCAAAAGCACAAAUCUUAAGCUCGUCAUCAGAUCGCAUCAAGUGCCCGUUGACCAGAGCGGUGUUUUUGUACACCACGGGCAUGACAGCCAGGUUAUCACAGUCUUCAGUGCAUCCAAUCACAGGGGCCGGCGAAACAGAGCAGGAGCAGUUAUUAUCAGUUCUGCAUCUACCACAAUGCUGAGUGUGGUGUGCUAUGACCUGGGCAUUUGUCCAUCGUGGAAGGUUUUGUCCAGCUCAGUUAACCUGAGAUCUCGUUCUGGUCUGAAGAGUGGAAUAGUUGACGACGAGCUGAUCUCCGACCUCUUGCAGCAAUCCAUGGGCCUUCUUGCGGAAUGGCGAGAGCCUCUGUGGCGAGCGUGCAUUCGUGAGGACCCGCAGCUGAAAGGAGUGAUUUCUUUGUCUUCCUGGAAGCGGAUUUGCAAGAACACCACCAAGCUUGCACUCGAUUGGAUCCUUUUGGCUCGCUUGGUGGGCGGUGCCAGUAUCAACAAUCUUCGAUACAUGGAAACCUUAAAUCGAUUUGGUUUCAAGAUCGCCUCGCAGGUCGUGGAGAGCAAAAUGGCCAGCUGUGUUUUGGCUUCUAUCUACUUCCAGAUCAUGCAAGCUGAUGAGUCAUUACAGCAGCUGGUGGGCAAACUUUGCCAGGCUGGCCGGAGAGCAGCUCCUCCCCAAGAGCUGUUGGAUGGCUUCGAUGAGAUUCUCCAAAGAAACCAUGUGUCAGGUCCAGAAAUGGCGGCCGUACGACGCAGCUUGGAAGCUCAUAUUGGCAAUGCCGGUGCUUCAAUUGAUAUCGCCGAGUUCCUUUCUGCAUGGAAAUGCGCCGCAGGCGUGCGCGCAAAACUGGAAGGCCGUCAAUUCGAUCUGGCCUGUCAGGUUUCAAGGUUGCUGGGGGGAAGCAAGCGCCGGUGGCGUCAAAGGCUCAGCAGUUUAGGCGCUGCUUCUGCAGACACGCUGAUGGAAUUCUUUGACAUAGCAGAUGUUGACAGAGAUGGUUUUGUCUCCAUCGAGGAAGGUUUCACUGCUUUGAAGAAGCGGUUGCAUCUUGCAACAGGUCAACAGGUGGACCCAGAUGUCGAGGAGGACUUGCGCGGUUUGCUGAAGAUGGCCGACAGCACGGGGUCAGGCAAGCUGAACUACUUGGAAUUUUUGAGCCUCUUUGACUUCCAAGAUCCUCGCUCAUUGACUCAUCAAGCCAUGCUAGACCUUCUUUGUUUUCAAGUUUGGGCGCAUCGAAACGCCUUGUCGGGCUUCUUCCGCUACGUGGGCAACAACGGUUUGAUCUCAAGAGACCAGAUGCGCUGGAGCUUGGAAGCGCUGAAUUCCUUGGUGAAGGGCGAACUGCUCCAGGCCAAUAUUGACAAGAUCGUCAAUGCGGUGAAAUUUCAAGAUGACUUCGUGAGUGGGGAAGAACUACUGAGGCUCACAUCUGCAAUUGGCAACGCUAUGGGCUAUGCUGCUAUGAUCUGCUAUGCAUUGCAGGUCUACGUGCCCUUAGGAUGUUUGUGGACGUACAUGAGGGCCGGUAUCUCCCAUUCCUGUGGAAUCACCAAUGCCAGUGAGACAGUUUGUUGGGGUCGACAGAGAGAAGGUCAAUGUGAUGUCCCUGCUGGAUACAGCUUUCUACAACUGACUCUUGGAAAGGCCCACACUUGUGGAAUCACUGAUGGUGCAGAGUUGCUGUGCUGGGGAAGUCCUAUAGAUGAGACGCUUGCUGUACCACCUGGCCACACAUGGAGCCAAGUGGAUGCUGGAACCGUUUCUACCUGUGGCGUGAACAGCACCGGAACUAUUCUCUGCUGGGGGAAACAAGGCUAUGACCGAAAAGCAGUGCCCUACUUGGACAAUGCGGAUGUCACAUGGCAGGAAGUUGCCUGUGGUGACCGGCACUGCUGUGGCCUUUUGGAGCAAAGUGCCGUGCAAGCUUUGAACCGACGUCAAGAGGACAACGUGAUUUGCUGGGGCGAUGACUCCAACGCGCAGCUUCAAGUUCCUGGAAAGGAGCAGGGGCGCACCGGCACCCAGGAGAUCUUCACCUCGAUUUCAGCGGGCAACUACCACACAUGUGGCCUCACAUUAGGGAUGGAUGUUUGGUGCUGGGGCCGUGUAGACCAGUAUGGCCUGAACUUCCAAACACCUGGAAAUGCAACGAUAUUAAGCUCUGGUGGCAUCCAUGCCUGCGUGCUCGACACGAACAAGAAGGCAAAAUGCUGGGGAGGCAAUACAGUAGGUCAGGCUACUGUACCUGUGGAUGCGGCCACAUAUCCGCCGUCAAUCAUGGAAUUUGCCAACGACCCUUUUGACAUCAUGGAAGAGGACUCAUCGGUACGGCUCACGCCGUACAUUGCGGGCUACACCGAGCCCAAGAGGACCUACCAACACAUCAUGAUGGCCAUCCUCUUUCCAGAAUUUGCCUUGACAGAUUCGCCAUUGCUGACCUUUGAGCACAUCGAUGGGACAGAGGAUCCAUAUUCACCACACAUCAUCAAGUUUCCCGAGUCGUGGAAUGCGCCGACAAUAAACCAACUGCAAGUCUCUGCAUUGGACUUGACGCUUUGGUAUGAUAUCCGACUUGGAGCGUCACCUGCCAUCCGGAACAUCACCUCCACCUGGGUCAACGGCACCACGGAACACCGGCUGGUGGAUGGCGGUGCUUAUUCUGUGCGGCUUCAGUACCAGGACACCUUCAAUCACCCUGUUGCAACACAUUGGAUUCAGAGAUACGAGGUGACAUACGAUUUAGAGACUCUGGCUCCAACACUUUGGUCCCCACCGUCAGGUGAGGUGAAGCAAGGAAUCACCGUUGGAUACUACCUGGAAGAGGACAUGAAUCCCGACGAUGUGUGGAUCAUCAUGACGUUCACUGGACCAUCCUCGGGCCAACAAGCCCAGGACACCAACUCACCUUACCAGAUUCAGCUGGAAAAGGCUGUGACCUACAAAGGCAACCACUCCUUUCAGCUUGUCCUUGGAAACCUCUAUGAGUUGUUGGAUGGCAGGCCUUCGCCGUACGUUCGUCAAGUCUUGACGGCCAAUGGAGUGGGCGGCAAUGGAACGAGCCUGGUCAGUGGAGGAAACUAUGACAUGGUCCUUCGGGUGAGCGACACCUUCUUCAACGCUGCAAAAUCAGUUCAGGUCUCUGGCCUUGACUUCAUAUGGGACAUAGCAACAGAGACUGUGCAGCGAUUGCAGCCAGUCCAAGUGGUGAAUGAUCCUAUCGUCAUUGAGUAUACCCUCCCCGAGCCUGUCUUGAGUGGCUCUCUUCGCUUCGUUCUGACCUGGAUACAGAACACAAACGAAAGCACAGCACAGGCAGACGUGCAAAGUCCACAUACUUGGUGGGUAAGCGCGUCCAAGGAGAGAGAUGUGACGGUUGGUGCUACAUCCAACAUUUUGAGGCUGAGUGCGUCGAACCUCUUCCGGGAUCCAGACAAUGAGGCAUUGCCUCAUCCAGACAUCACAAAGUUUGAAUCAAGAGGUACGCCGGUCUAUUCCACCUUGCAGCCCUUCUCUGAGUAUGUGCUCACCAUCUCCUACCAGGUGGAUCAGCUUUUCCAAGAGGUCUCUGCCCAGCUUAAGCCUGUGACAGAGAUGCUUUCAACACAGCCAGUGGUAGCUUCUGUCCCUUCGCCUGCAGUCUCAGCUGAUAUUUGGUCCACUUCACCAUUGCCUUUGACACCGCCAGGAAGAGCAGAGCGUCGACCCUGUGCUCCGGCGCCUGCCAAGCCGCCGCCAGAGAUUGCUGGGUCUGAACCGCCUGUGGCACCACCUGCUUGGGAGCCAAACAAAGGUCCGCUUGAGGCGGCAAACCCGGCACCUCAGCGCCCACCAGGCAUUCUGCUUCCAAUGACAGAUGAAGAGAAGCAACGUAAAGCCGUGGUGGAAAAAGCAAAAGCACAGGGCAUUCCGCUGAAGGUGAGGCUGCCCGAUGCUGCGCUUGGUGUGGUUCGGCCUUUACUUCCUGGCUGCCCAGCAAAGAAGCGCUUACCUUGGCCAGAACUUAUGGAGGUUGAGGCCUUGCACAGCACAGAUGGUGCAGAUGCCGUUUAUCAACAGUGUUCCAGUGGUGGCUGCCCGAUGAUAGACUGGUCAGCCAUGCGGAUGGCUCAGACGAUUGAAAGAUUUGCGAAGAGACGGGUGAAGUUGAGCACGAACCAAGAGGCUGCGGACUAUGCAGCCAACGGGGUUGGGAAUGUGUUGCAGGAGCAGGAAGUUGUGGGACAAGAGUCUAACAAGGCCACUUUCAGAAAUCUAAACAGCUCACACCACUAUGUGGUCCGUCUUCGCGCUUGGAGCAAAUCAGGAGUGUCAGAUUGGUCUUCUUGGUCGAUACUGCGAGUCCUGUCGGCCUGUUCUGAUGGGUUACCCCAUGAUGGAGAGGCAUGCGAUGAUGGCAACAUGCUCGACGGCGAUGGAUGCAGUUCGAGCUGCGUUGUGGAGAUGGGAUGGACUUGCGAGGCACAGCCAGCCGGACUUUAUGCAGACGGCUGGGGCCGUGGUAGGUCCAGGUGCGUUGCAGCUGGCAUGGACGGUCUUCGUGUUGGGAGCGAGGAGUGUGACGACUGUAACCUGCAGGCUGGAGAUGGCUGCGACAAUGGCAAGGUAGAGCCUGGGCACAUCUGCAUUUAUCAGGGAAGGUUGGGAAUAGAGACAGGAUGCCCCGGUGUCCUCGCUGCCGACACGAACAAUUAUUUGACCUUUACUGCAGAUGACUGUCGCAUCCCAUGUGGAGAUGGCAUUCGUCACAUUGUUGCCGGCGAGGAGUGCGAUGAUGGCAACAUCAUCAACGGAGACGGGUGCACAUCGGACUGCCGCAUUGAGACUGGCUACACCUGCCCCACUGUUGGUUGGCCUCAGGUGCUACUCACACCAUGCCGUGCCAUUUGUGGAGAUGGUCUGCGACUGGGUGAGGAAGAAUGCGAUGACAAUAAUACUGUGGCUGGUGAUGGCUGUGGACCAGACUGCAAGGUGGAGCUGGGUUGGUUCUGCAAGAGGAAGCCAGACGACACUGGAGAGGUGUGCUUGAACACCUGCCUGAAUGGAAUCAUUGACCCUGGCGAAGAAUGCGAUGAUGCCAACACAUUUAGCGAUGAUGGCUGUGCCAAUUGCAUUGUCGAGCCUGGGUGGAGCUGCGAAGUCAUUGCAAACCGGCAGACUAGUACAUCCUCUGGGAGUUUCUGCGUCCCUGUCUGUGGAGACGGCUUCCGGAUUAAGUCUGGACCUAUGGCUGAGCAGUGUGAUGAUGGAAACAACCUGGCUGGUGAUGGCUGUGAUCCGAGCUGUCGCAUUGAAACUGGCUGGACCUGUGUCUCCCAGGCAUCCGAGGUGAACACCACAGCCUUGCGCUGCGAGCCCGUUUGUGGAGACGGUCUUCUAGUUGUAGGUGAAGGAUGCGAUGAUGGCAACAAGGACUCUGGCGAUGGAUGUAGUGCAUCUUGUCAGGUGGAGCGUGGCUUCGUUUGCUCACCCGAAGACUACUUAACGAAGUCAGAGGUGGCAACAGGGCUGCCGUUUGCAGCACAGAACAGGACCAUUUGUAUACCAAUUUGCGGCGAUGGUCUGGUCCUGCUGACUUUUGGAGAAGCUUGCGAUGAUGGCAAUCGGGUUCCCGGCGAUGGUUGCGAUGAGAAUUGUGCAAUAGAGCCUGGGUACACUUGUGGAAGUGGAGGCCGCAAAACUGUGGACAGCCUGUGCACAGCGUUUCGUUUCGCUUCUUAA